Molecule: messenger RNA, 1368 nt
Organism: Verticillium nonalfalfae
Lineage: Eukaryota; Fungi; Ascomycota; Sordariomycetes; Glomerellales; Plectosphaerellaceae
Gene: NBP2
Product: HOG (high osmolarity glycerol) pathway protein
Exons: 1
Coding region: 1-1368 (455 amino acids)
Molecular function (GO): protein binding
Source: RefSeq, a predicted model, not a curated record
AUGUUUCCAUCGAGCCUCCCAUACACCCUUGUGCGCGAUUUCGCCUAUCCGGUUGUGCAGUCCAUGCACUAUGGACCCCUUCCCGAGCCUUCCCAUCCCGCCUCCGGUCUGAGCACGCCCAUGAGCGAAUCUCGACGACUCUCGGACCCGCCCGCUACCUGGGACUCCAAGAUGAGCUGGGAGACAGGUGGCUGGCAGCCCGAUGGUUUUGGUCGUGGCAACGACUUGCCUCCGAUACAAUUCGGUGAUGGUCCACCCUGGAGCGAAGAUGAAGACCUGCAGAGCCCUGUUGUGAGCUCACGGCAUCGCAAGCACAAGUCCUCGCAUGCUGCCCUUGGCCAUGGGCGCCAUAACGGCGGUGCUUCCAUGGCGAACCCUGCCAACUAUGACAGAGAGCGGGGUUAUUUCAUGGGCACAGCUGGUGAUGGUAGCGAGCGUUACUACGUGAAUCAGGGGGGCGAAGCCAACGGCCCUGGCGGCGAGUAUGUCACCUACUCUGCUGCACAGGCACGGCACUCUCGCCACUCAUAUCAGAUAGGCGAGCAGCCACCGCGACAGUAUCUUGACCAUGGGGGACCAAGGUCUGAGUCGGAUGCCUCAAGCUCUGCGUCUUCGCCUGGUUUCCGUGAAGAAGAUCAGUCCCGGUACUCCAGAGACUACCAAUUUACCAUCACGUCACCGGACGAGGAGAUGCACGGCAAAGCUGUAGCCUUGUUUGACUUUGAACGGGAGAAUGAAAAUGAACUGCCGCUGGUGGAGGGCCAGAUCAUUUGGGUGUCAUACCGCCAUGGCCAGGGUUGGCUGGUAGCCGAGGACCCCAAGACCAGAGAAAGUGGACUUGUUCCGGAGGAGUAUGUGCGUCUUCUGCGAGAUAUUGAAGGUGGGAUGAACAGUCUGACCGGCAACCUUGGAGAGGGACCUGUAUCGCCUCACGACUCAGGCACACCGACGCAAGCAGAUCACACCACCACAUACGAACAGCAACAGCCUCCCGCGACCACGACCACUGCGCCAGCCAACGGAUAUCAUCAACCCGUCGUUUCGACCUUCUCAACGUCGAGCAAAGACCUCGACCCAUACCCUACGCAGCAACUCGGAAUUCAAGCGGGACAACCACCGCCGCAAGUCGUACACUAUCAUGGGCAACGAGGUGGAAGCCAGGCAAAUACUCCCACGCUUUCGUCGCAUCAGGACACGGGAGCCAUGCGCCGCGGUAGCCAGGACCCUGGUACCAAGACGAACGAUCCCCAGUUUACGCCUGUUGUUGAGAUUGUCGAGGACAAGACAGUCGACAGCUCGAGCACGCCACAGGUAGUCACAUCAGCAGAAGAGCCUGCGAACGAGAAGGCGGUGGGAGAGGACAGGUGA